This is a messenger RNA of Marmota flaviventris (yellow-bellied marmot), 2022 nucleotides long. Lineage: Eukaryota; Metazoa; Chordata; Mammalia; Rodentia; Sciuridae. The record is from RefSeq and is a predicted model, not a curated record.
CACAAUAGCAUAGCAAUGGAAAACCUACAGGCAAAUUUCUCCUUAGUUCAGGGCUCAAAUAAAAAACUGAAUGGGAUGGGAGAUGAUGGCAGCCCGCCAGUGAAAAAAAUGAUGACAGACUUUCAUGCAAAUGGAAAAAUGAUAAACAAGGUGCCAACGGUAAAGAAGGAACACUUGGAUGACUAUGGAGAAGCACCUAUGGAAACUGAUGGAGAGCCUGUCAAGCGGACCUGUACUUCUGUGCCUGAACCUUUAAAUUUAAAUCCCAGUUUGAAACAUACAUUGGCACAAUUCCAUUUAAGUAGUCAGAGCUCUUUGGGUGGACCAGCAGCAUUUUCUGCUCGGUAUUCCCAAGAAAGCAUGUCACCUACUGUAUUUUUGCCUCUUCCAUCUCCUCAGGUUCUUCCUGGCCCACUGCUCAUCCCUUCCGAUAGCUCCACAGAGCUCACCCAGACUGUUUUGGAAGGGGAAUCUAUUUCUUGUUUUCAAGUUGGAGGAGAAAAGAGACUCUGUUUGCCCCAAGUCUUAAAUUCUGUUCUCCGAGAAUUUUCACUUCAGCAAAUAAAUACAGUUUGUGAUGAGUUAUAUAUAUAUUGUUCAAGGUGUACUUCAGACCAGCUUCAUAUCUUAAAGGUCCUGGGAAUACUUCCUUUCAAUGCUCCAUCCUGUGGGCUGAUCACAUUAACUGAUGCACAAAGACUGUGUAAUGCUUUAUUGCGACCACGAACUUUUCCUCAAAAUGGUAGUGUACUUCCUGCUAAAAACUCAUUGGCCCAGUUAAAGGAAACUGGCAGUGCCUUUGAAGUGGAACAGGAAUGCUUGGGCAAAUGUCAGGGUCUCUUUGCACCUCAGUUUUAUGUUCAGCCCCAUGCUCCGUGUAUUCAGUGUCUGGAGUGCUGUGGAAUGUUUGCACCCCAGACAUUUGUGAUGCAUUCUCACAGAUCACCUGACAAAAGAACUUGCCACUGGGGCUUUGAAUCAGCCAAAUGGCAUUGUUAUCUUCAUGUGAACCAAAAAUACUUGGGGACACCUGAAGAAAAGAAACUGAAGAUAAUUUUAGAAGAAAUGAAGGAGAAGUUUAGUGUGAGAAAUGGAAAAAGAACUCAUUCCAAGACAGAUACAACACCAGGAAUGGAAUUACAAUCAUGGUAUCCUGUUAUAAAACAGGAAGGUGACCAUGUUUCUCAGACACACUCUUUUUUACAUCCCAGCUACUACUUAUACAUGUGUGAUAAAGUGGUUGCUCCAAAUGUUAAAGAGGUCACAAAGACAGAGGCAAGUAAGUCCUUUUCAAGACAGCCAGAGAAGCCUCACAUUAAUAAUAAACACCAAAAAACAGUGUCUUACCCAGAUGUCUCACUUGAGGAACAGGAGAAAAUGGAUUUAAAAACAAAUAGAGAAUUAUACAGUCAAUUAGAUCCAUUGGUCUCACAUAAUUCUACAAGUAAAAAGAAAUCAGAGUCUGCUACUUGUGCAAGAGACUCAAGCAAGCAUGAUGAAGCUUCAUCUUCAUUUCUUGUCAAAGAUGUUAUUUGUGAGGAUGAUAAGGGGAAAAUCAUGGAAGAAGUAAUGAGAACUUAUGUAAAACAACAGGAGAAGCUGAACUCAAUUUUGCAAAAGAAGCAACAACUUCAGAUGGAGGUGGAAAUGUUGAGUAGUUCAAAAGCUAUGAAGGAACUCACUGAAGAACAACAGAAUUUGCAGAAAGAGCUUGAAUCUUUGCAGAAUGAACAUGCUCAACGAAUGGAAGAAUUUUAUGUUGAACAGAAAGACUUGGAGAAAAAAUUGGAGCAGGUAAUGAAGCAAAAAUGUACCUGUGACUCAAAUUUAGAGAAAGACAAAGAGACUGAAUAUGCAGCACAGUUGGCAGAGCUGAGACAGAGAUUGGACCAUGCUGAGGCUGAUAGACAAGAACUCCAAGAUGAACUCAGACAGGAACGGGAGGCAAGGCAGAAGUUAGAGAUGAUGAUAAAAGAGCUAAAGCUGCAAAUUUUGAAAUCAUCAAAGACUGCUAAAGAAUAG